Messenger RNA from Emiliania huxleyi CCMP1516, 1371 nucleotides. RefSeq lists its product as hypothetical. The record is from RefSeq and is a predicted model, not a curated record. Gene Ontology annotation, molecular function: DNA binding; DNA-binding transcription factor activity. Gene Ontology annotation, biological process: regulation of DNA-templated transcription. Lineage: Eukaryota; Haptophyta; Isochrysidales; Noelaerhabdaceae. Bases 1 to 1371 code for a protein of 456 amino acids. The transcript has 2 exons.
AUGGUCCCGAACGCGGUAUCCCGUGGAGCUUGCAAUCCCUGCUGCCCAACCGCCAUUCUCUUUGCGGGCGCGACACACCGAAGCUGGCUCUCGCAGCGUCGAGACCCUCGCGCCGACGGCCAGCUCGGCUUGGCGGCGGCGCUUCAGAACAUCGUCGAGCGCGGUGAGGCGGCGACACUCGACGAAGCGCAGACGGUGCUCUCGCAAAGAGGGCACGCAGCGUCGCUGCAGAAGCUCGUGGAUAGCGGGGAGGCGGCGACACUGGACGAGGCAUCGAAGCUCGCCGGCCAGCGCGCACGCGCAGCUUCGCUGCAGAAGCUCGUGGACAGCGGUGAAGCGGCGACGCUGGAGGAGGCAUCGAAGCUGACUGGCCAGCGCGGACGCGCAGCAGCGCUGCAGAAGCUCGUGGACAGCGGCGAGGUGGCGACGCUGGAGGAGGCAUCGAAGCUAGCUGGCCAGCGUGCACUCGCAGCUUCGCUGCAGAAGCUCGUCGACAGCGGCGAGGCGGCGACAUUGGAGGAGGCGCAGCAGGUUCUCUCGCGACGCGGUCAUCAGGCUGCGCUCCAGGGCAUGGUGGAGCGCGGCGAUGCGGCGACGUUGGAGGAGGCAUCGAAGCUAGCUGGCCAGCGUGCACUCGCAGCUUCGCUGCAGAAGCUCGUCGACAGCGGCGAGGCGGCGACAUUGGAGGAGGCGCAGCAGGUUCUCUCGCGGAGCGGUCAUCAGGCUGCGCUCCAGGGCAUGGUGGAGCGCGGCGAUGCGGCGACGUUGGAGGAGGCACAAGUGUUGCACUCUCAGAGAGGCCGUGCGGCAGCACUGCAAAAGCUCGUCGACAGCGGUGACGCGGCGACGCUGGAGGAGGCAUCGAAGCUAGCUGGCCAGCGCGGACGCGCAGCAGCGCUGCAGAAGCUCGUCGACAGCGGCGAGGCGGCAACACUGGAGGAGGCGCAGGUGGGUUACGGCAUGAACGCUGGAGUGGCCGCAGCACUCUCUGCAGGCAAGUACACCCGGUUUCCGGGCGUGCGUUGGCGCAAGGACUCGCGCAAGUGGAGAGUUCAGUUCAGCGUCGGCAGCAAAAAGAUCUCGCUCGGCUCGCAUGCGACCGAGGAGGAGGCUGCAUUGGUGCAUGACGAAUAUGUGCGCCGCCACGGGCUGGCCCGCCCGCUGCACUUUCCGAGGGAGGGCGAGGCGUCGAGCGGCACGUUUCGUGAGCGGCACGCCCCUCGGGAGGCCCGAGCGGGCAGCCGAGGGCCGCGCAUGGCGGUGGUCGGCGACGAGUCCGAGCUGGGCGCGGCUCUGUGGACAGUUGCGCUCGUGCUCGGCGCCUACCUCAGCAGCUACGCGAGUGAGGGCUACGAGCCGCACAAGCUUUGA